GUGACUACUGCUAGUAUCGAGCGCAUUGACAAACUAACACAGCUGUGAUGUCACGUAAUGUAACGUUAAGGAGAGAGUGAUAGUCGGGUGUGCAGUCCCUCGCAUCUUUGGGUUUACUUUAAAUUUUGCGUUCUGCAGCAGUAACCUCCAGCUUACCUCGGGGGUUUUGCCUGCUCGGUGACAGCGGAAUGUCCCCGGCUGCCGACACCCACAGGAGGACUGCGGUACCUUGGUAACAUGGGAAAUGUAAAGGCCCGAGAGGAGAUUCGGGUUUGAUUGACGGCGAAUAUCAUUGGCGAGAGGAUGGAGAGUUCAUGAUACGCUGGAUGAAGGGGUCGAGGAAAAGGUCAUUGGCUGUCAUGACAUGUAAACAACGAUGUCUAUCGUUCGGAAGCUUGGGAGCAAGAGUAAAGUCGAUUACAAGACCAAGCUUGAGCACAAAUUGUAUCUGGCCAGGAUGAGUCCAUCUUCAACUUAUGAUAUUUCUGAAUGUAAUUUAGAAAAUGUACCGUCUAGUACUUACAUACUUUGCGACGUUUUAAGAAAAGAGACAUUACUGAUGCAGCGCAACAAACUAAAAUCUUUGUCAGGUGGUGGUGCCUUAAAAUACCUGUCUCUUAUAACAGUUUUAGAUGUACAAUCCAAUGAAUUGAAUAAUUUGCCAUCGGAUAUAGCUCAUCUUAUAUCGCUCAAGGAAUUAUAUUUACAAGAAAAUAGUAUACUAAAAUUACCAAAUGAAAUUGUACAUUUGAAGAAUUUAUCUAUUUUGGAUAUAUCAAAAAAUAAACUCAAAUGUUUACCCGAGGCAAUUGGCGAAUUGAAAAAUCUCAUCUUUCUGAAUCUCAGCCACAACAAGUCUCUACAGAAACUACCAACAUCAUUGGGAUAUGCGCAACUAAUAACCCAAUUGGGAAUCGAUGGAUUGAAGCUAUCCUAUCCUUCCGAAGAAAUACAGAGCGGCGGAACAAUUGUUAUUAUAGCUUUCUUAGCCAACGAAUGUGGUAUUAAUUAUUCUCCAGAAAAUUGUUUUUCAGAAUCUGAAAAAGCUACCAAUUCCAAAAAUAUUCAAAUGUUAACUCAUAAUAAGGAUAACGAUAUUCAGGCAACAUUAUCGAAGUUAGACAAAAUGAAGGAACAACGACAGACUGCUCUUUUAGAAGUUGAAGAAAAUAUCAAGCAACAACAAAAGCAAGAGCUAGAGAUGCAAAAUAAGUUAAAACUUAAUAAAAAGAAGCUUCUGAGUGAUUUAGUCGAUCGAGAAAUUCAAUUACAAAAAGAAAUUGAAAAAGUACAACAUGAAAAGGAUAGUAAUCGAUCUAGAUUGUUAUCCUACAUUUAUAAUGCUAAAACGGAGGCCAAUAAUGUAAUAAAAGAAUUUUUACAUAAUAGCGAAAAAGAACGUCAAACUCAUGCUGAAUUACUUGAGAUAGAGAAGAAUGAAGAGAUGCUGUUACUUUCUCGUAGUCAUUCCGAGCAAUCUUUACACCGCACAAAAGAUACGCUUUUCGCAAUGAAAGAGUUAUUGGAAGAUGAACUAUGUAAAGGAAGAAAGCUUGCAAAAUAUACAGCAUAUAAAAAUUUUAAUGCUCAAUCCUUAUUAAGCAUAGAAUCGAAAAGUAACGAUCAGCUGUUGCAAGUAAUGCAAGAUCAAGAGAAAAGUAGACAAGAUUUAGUAAUUAAAAUAAAAGAGGAUGAGCACUUACAGAAGGUAGUUGUGACAGCUCUAUUAGAACGGAGUGAUGCUAGAUCUUGGAGUAUAGUUCAACAAGUAAAUUUAGUCCAGUCACAACUAACAGCACUGACAAACAUAGAACUGGGGAAAAAAAAAUUACAAAUUAAUCAACACAUAAACGACGUAGCAGAUAAAAGAAUUGCUUUAAGCGCAAUUUUGAUUAAUCUGUUAGAACAGCAAGAACAAAGAAGACAACAGCUUUUGGAAACAAUGAAACAAAUUGAAGAACAACGAAAUAUUUCGGCCUUAUCCAAAUGCAACAGCUCAUUUUGGUUACUUCAAUACCAAAAAUUAAUAGAAACUCGACCUCAAGGACUUUUAGAAACUUUAGAUUCUGCUUUAGUACGUAAUGUAGCAAUGGCAGGGGUCUUGCAUUGUUUACCAUUUUUAUGGGCACUUCCGUCAUUACUUCCUAACUUAGAUGAUGAAAAAUUAAAAUCUAUGGGAAUAGCAAAUGAAACCGACAGAGUUGCAAUAUUAAUAGCCAUAGAGAAUUAUUUGGAAGAGAAAAAAUUAAAAUCUUGCCAAUGUUCUCCGUCUGCUCCAUUGGAAGAUGAGCCUUGCACUAGUUUUUCAGAUUCAAAAUGUAUAUACGAACCAAGUGCACCCGCAGAAUGCACUGUUUGCAUGGAGAUUGAUUGCGAGGUUAUUUUCUUGCCUUGUGGACACUUGUGCUGCUGUGCAAAAUGCGCAGAUAUGAUUUUAAUAGAAUGUCCUAUGUGCCGAACUACAAUAGAUCGUAAAAUUAAGAUUACAAAGCAAUAA
This is a messenger RNA of Ceratosolen solmsi marchali, 2497 nucleotides long. RefSeq names its product E3 ubiquitin-protein ligase LRSAM1. Gene Ontology annotation, molecular function: protein kinase binding. The coding region runs from base 377 to 2497 and encodes 706 amino acids. Lineage: Eukaryota; Metazoa; Arthropoda; Insecta; Hymenoptera; Agaonidae. The transcript is spliced from 12 exons. Gene Ontology annotation, cellular component: adherens junction; basolateral plasma membrane. Gene Ontology annotation, biological process: establishment or maintenance of epithelial cell apical/basal polarity; embryo development; cell-cell adhesion. The record is from RefSeq and is a predicted model, not a curated record.